CGCGCGGCCGGCGCUCGCAUCGUGUCUCCUGAGCUGCAAUCGCUGCAAUGAAAUGCAUUGAGGAAGGCUACUCGAUACGCAUGCCUGCCUCAUGUCGAAGAUUUGAUUUAUAGUGCGCACAGAGACUCACCCUGGGGCUACCUGAGAGCUACAAUGCUCUCCCAACUCACGGCGACCUACCACGACCGCGGCUGGUGCAAGGUCGAGCGCUGCCUCGACGGCGCCACGGUCCAGAGCUUCGUCGACCAGUUGAAACGCGAGCUGCGAGCGCCGACCGUCCAGGGCGAGUCCGGCCACGACUAUAGAGCCAUCGAUUUGGAGGAGAGCGCGACGUGGUUCCGCGGCACGGAGCGGAGGGUGGUGGAGGUCAACCCGCCGGGCGAGGGCGCCCACUGGUCUCGCAUCGAGCGCGCGCCGCGGCUCGUGUGCGCGCUGGACGCGCUCCUCGGCACGUGGGAGCUGCCCCGGAACGAUGCGGAGCGCACGCGCGAGUGGUACUGCCCCAUCGUCUUCCCCGAGGACCCUCCUUGUCAUACACUGACGCGACCCGCGUUGUCUGGCGAAGCGACGUGGCGCGACGGCUUCGGUGAUGCGUGGACGAGUGAAGAAGACGAAAAACUACGCAAGGCGGCCCGAGCACGACCCGUCGACUGGAAGGGUAUCAGUAGCGAAUUGAAUCGACCGGUCAAGCACUGCCGCGAGCGCUGGGCGGCGAUCAACCCCUGGGCGCCAGACGAAGAUCAAACGCUGGCGGAGCUCCACAAAACCCACGGCGACGCGUGGUCCCUGCUCACGAGCAAGCUCUCGGCGGCGGGCUUCGAGGCGCGGACGAAGAGGGCGGUCCGCGCAAGGUGCGCUCUCAAAGCGUCCCAGAAGACUAUAAAUGAGACGCCGACGCUAUCAAAUUGGCGGCCCGUGAACCGACGCCGCUGUUUAGAUAGGGGCUUCCACGUCGAUCCGGGCCCGGGCUUUCCCAUGGAAGGUUUGAGAACUCUCAAAGGCGACCGCGCCCAGGGCGCUGUGGUGCUUGUGGUUUUGUCAGAUUGGCCGUCAAACGGCGGCGGCACGUGCGUCGCGAACGGGAGCCAUCGUUGGGUGCGAGAGAAACUAGGUGAGGGCCCGCUGCCGCAUUCUGAGUUAAAUAGGUGGGCCAUCGCCGAGGUGGCUCGAAGGCGUGCUUCUCGAGAAUUGCGCCUCGACUACGAGGAGGGUCACGGUGAUGUCAUCGAACAAAUUUGUGCUAAGGCGGGCGACGUCAUCCUGAUGCACCCCUGGGCCGUGCACGGCGGGACGACGAACCUAUCAACCAUGCCGCGGCUCAUGGCCAACGGCAUGGCUCGCGUUUGUAAUCCGGGCGACGGCGCGUUUCUGAAAAGGCCGGUGGGCGCGAUGGACGAGGCCGCGUUUUUGCAGAUGGCCGCACCGGUCGCCCCUCGUGUUGCCCUACGACCGGAGAGAAAAAGCGUCGCGUACGUGCACGUCCCCAAAACGGGCGGCUCGGCCGUCGAGGCGUGGCUGCGCGAGGCCUGGCCGCGGCGCAUUACAUUGUCGGGCCACCACAAACUUACACUGAAGGACCACCAGAAGAACGGUGGGGUCGUGACGCUUAUUACUCUCAGGGAGCCGCUCGAGCGCUUCGUGUCUACGCACGCGUACUGGGUCCACGGCGCCGCGGACGAGCCCUGGCACCGAAGAUCUGAUGAUUGGGUGCCUUGCUUGGGUGGCACCACCACCGACUUCGACCUGCGGUCAUUAACGGGCUUCGUGGCCGCGGCGCGCGCCGGCGCUAUUGAUCUGGAGGCCUGGGACGACUGGUUCGGCUGCGCUCCAUUUAAGCGGCAAAUGGACUGGCUCUCCGGUGGUGAUGUGGCGCGGGCCGUCGUUAUAAGGUACGCGUCCGACCCCGCCGUUUUUGCGGAGCGCGUGGGCGGCGCCGUGCGGAUGGCGCUCGGCGAAGCUGGUGAUGUUCCGCCGAUGCGCGUCGUCAACGCGACGCGGCGGCGCGAGCACUGCGCGCUGGCUGAUGAUGAUGCCGCGUGGGUCCGGGAGCGCUACGCGGCCGACGCGGCGCUCUGGGAUAGAGUGAAUGUAGGCGAUGGCGGGUUCCGGGCCGUGUUUUAA
Messenger RNA from Pelagomonas calceolata, 2121 nucleotides. NCBI's taxonomy places the organism in Eukaryota, Pelagophyceae, Pelagomonadales, Pelagomonadaceae. The record is from the annotation of a GenBank genome assembly.